AUGGGAAAUCAUUGGAUCAGCAAGGAUUGUUGUCGUUUUGAACGUUUGCCUACCGUUUAUUUCACAGUAUUAGCUAUACAAGCUAUUGCAAUUAUACAAGCUAUCGCUUUUCUUCUUUUUAGUUAUUUACGAGAUGUAGAAAUAUAUUCUACAAUAUAUGAUAAUUUGAAAUAUGCAUUACAUUUCGACUGUUUGAUACCUCUUAUCAUUAUACAGCUUUCGUGGUUCAUUAGUGCUAUUGCUACAGUAUAUUCAGUACAGAAGAUGAUACCAUAUCUGAUGCUUCCUCAUCUUUUCAUAUCAUUAUUUCUACUAUUUGUAGCAAUAUUACUUAUCAUAUUAACAGCUUAUCAUAUAAUUACAGGUUAA
Molecule: messenger RNA, 369 nt
Organism: Brugia pahangi
Lineage: Eukaryota; Metazoa; Nematoda; Chromadorea; Rhabditida; Onchocercidae
Source: the annotation of a GenBank genome assembly